This is a messenger RNA of Pseudoliparis swirei, 2170 nucleotides long. It is a transcript of the gene fgf13b, whose product is annotated as fibroblast growth factor 13b. Gene Ontology annotation, biological process: positive regulation of protein phosphorylation; animal organ morphogenesis; fibroblast growth factor receptor signaling pathway. Bases 241 to 990 code for a protein of 249 amino acids. Lineage: Eukaryota; Metazoa; Chordata; Actinopteri; Perciformes; Liparidae. Gene Ontology annotation, cellular component: cytoplasm. Gene Ontology annotation, molecular function: growth factor activity; fibroblast growth factor receptor binding. The transcript has 5 exons. The record is from RefSeq and is a predicted model, not a curated record.
CAUUCUUGGAAUUGUUUUGCCGGACUGCCAUGAAGCGCCCGGACGCACCGAUGGAGGAUUAUGGACGCUUCUUAAAAUCACGAGACUGCAGCGGCCGGUUCGCGAUGCGAACUGAGCCGUGAGUGGUGGAGACAACCUCCCCGCACCCUACACACCCCACCGACACCACCACCACCACCUCAUUCGCGCGAACCCACUCCGCCAUCCUUCGCACGCGGCACGCGCAGCCAUCGGGGGAACAUGUCCCGGGCAGCGGCUAUCGCGAGCUCCCUGAUCCGCCAGAAGCGACAGGCGCGGGAGAAGGCGAACGCCUGCCGCGGCAGCAGCAGCCCGAUCAACACCAAGGGCACCAACGAGAAGCCGAGCAAGCUGAACGUCUUCUCGCGCGUCAAAUUGUUUGGAUCGAGGAAGACACGGAAGAGAAAGCGACCACCAGAGCCCCAGUUAAAGGGCAUUGUGACCAGGCUGUCCAGCAGCCAGGGCUUCCAGCUGCAGAUGCAGCCCGAUGGCACCAUAGAUGGGACCAAGGAUGAAGACAGCACCUACGCUGUGUUCAACCUGAUCCCAGUGGGGCUUCGUGUGGUGGCCAUCCAGGGCGUCCAGACCAAACUCUACCUGGCAAUGAACAACGAAGGCUUUCUCUACACCUCUGAACAAUUUACCCCCGAGUGUAAGUUCAAGGAGUCGGUGUUUGAGAACUACUACGUCACCUACUCCUCCAUGCUGUACCGGCAGCAGGCCUCGGGUCGGGCCUGGUAUCUGGGACUCAACAAGGAGGGAGGAGUCAUGAAGGGAAACCACGUGAAGAAGAACAAGGCCGCCGCACAUUUCAUCCCCAAACCGCUCAAAGUGGCCAUGUACAGGGAGCCCUCCCUCCACGACCUGACAGAACUCUCCCGGUCCGGCAGCGGCACGCCGAUCAAGAGUCGCAGCGCUUCGGCCCUCCUUAACAGCGGGGGGAAGUCGCCCAGCAACAACGACUUAUCCUAGCCCCCCACACACACACACACAAUUACACUCGCGCGCACACACACACACACACACACACACACAGAUCUCAGGCCGACAUGCCCACACAUCCGGCUGGCGAGGAGGAGGCGAGGCGUCCUGACGGAGGACAGGAACGUGUUCUUCCACUUAACGGAGCCCACUGUGACUGACUGAUGUAAAUAAAUCCAGGACAAUCAAUAUGUCUGGCUCUGCUGCUCUGUUCUGCAGAGGGACAGGACGUAUGGAUCUCUGCCCUCGACUACUCUCCCUGCUGUAUUAUGACCAGAGAGAAGGAGGGAGGGCGAUGGAGAGUCAGUCAGUCACAAAGUCAGAUAAACAGACUGUUACCGAGAGCCAAAGAGUCCCCGUGUUCACUCCGUCGCUGCAGUGAAGGAGCCGUGGAGGAAGUGUCUCCGCCACCAGAAGUUUACUCAGAGCUCAUGGGCUGAAGUCAUAUUUUUAAAACGACGUAUUCCUUGUACACUUAUGACGACUCCUCAUUUGCUGGCAUAUGUGUGCAGGUGCACCUGUGUGUGUGUGUGUGUGUGUAUGUGUGAUUAAGUAUACAACGUGCUUGCAGUGUGUGUGUGUCUGUGAGUGAUCAAGUACACAACGUGCUUGAAGUAGGAGUGUUUGUGUCUCUGUGUGUGUGUGUGUGGGCAAGCGAGUGUGUGUGCGCAACCAUGUAUCCGGGGGCAGGAGGUGGGGGGGAUUUGACCUUUGAGAUCCGUCGUAUAUCAGACGAACCUCCCGAGGGCAUCAAGAGAUAAGUUUACUGUAUAUGCUUCCAUGCUUUCUUCUUACAAGCAAUGCCGUUGUUUACCUUUCCGUUCUGUUGUUGUUGUCCCUUGCUCUUUGUUUCUUGUUGCAUGGAAGCUUGUGGACAUGCUCAGUAGCAGCAUGCCGAAGGUCCGUUUUUUAUUUCUGGUCUGACGUGUUCCUGACCUAAAGUGAACACUAGUGAGCCAAUAGUGUCGUACCAGAACACUAGUGAACCAAUGGGAGGGUGUUGGAACACGACUGGACCAAUAGUAUUGCACCACAACAUGUAAUGGACCAAUGGUGUUGGACCAGAGCCAGAACCACCUGGACCAAUGGGAGCACAGAUUAACCUAAUAUUUUAGUUCCUGCUGUGGACAAACUAGAAAUGCACUAAAUAAACACUUUUUAAAAAACGUUA